AAGCACUCGAGCACGCGUCGCUCUGCCGCACGUCUACAUCCCACAGGGCCGGCCGCGCCAUGACCCGACCGUUAGCUUGUCUGCUCGCGCUCGCCGUGGCCCCCAGGAGCGUGGCCGAGGGCUCGCUGGUGGCUUGGUUGGCCUCGCACGCCGAGGACCCGUCGUGCGAGGGGGACGCGCAGUGGUGGGAGGUGAAGCGGCAGCUGUUCCGGGCCCUGUGGCAGCUGACCGACGAGGGGACGCUUGACCUGGGCAGGAGCAUCGCCCUUGUCACUCGUGGGGUCGCGCCGGAGGACCUCGCGCGCUGCGAGGUGGGGGCCGCCGCCACGCAGCUCUUCCUGCAGAUCGGCGCCGCGGCGGGCGACCCCGCGCUGCUGCGGGCGGCCGACCCCGAGGGGCCCUGGCCCGACGCGCGCGAGGAUGGGCUGCAUCCCCACUUGGAGUGAAGAAGAUGUGCAGCUAAGGACAUGGGCGCCAUUCCGUGUUUUUGUUUUUGUUUUUUGUUUUUGUUUGUUUUUGAGACAGUGGUCCAAG
Prorocentrum cordatum is the source of this 534-nucleotide messenger RNA. The record is from the annotation of a GenBank genome assembly. NCBI's taxonomy places the organism in Eukaryota, Dinophyceae, Prorocentrales, Prorocentraceae.